Messenger RNA from Penicillium pulvis, 1164 nucleotides. RefSeq names its product Zn(II)2Cys6 transcription factor domain-containing protein. NCBI's taxonomy places the organism in Eukaryota, Fungi, Ascomycota, Eurotiomycetes, Eurotiales, Aspergillaceae. Gene Ontology annotation, biological process: regulation of transcription by RNA polymerase II. Gene Ontology annotation, molecular function: DNA-binding transcription activator activity, RNA polymerase II-specific; zinc ion binding. The record is from RefSeq and is a predicted model, not a curated record. The coding region runs from base 1 to 1164 and encodes 387 amino acids. The transcript is spliced from 2 exons.
AUGCCUCCUCGUCGGGCCCAUACAAAAAGCCGCAGUGGGUGUGAUCAAUGUAAAAGACGGCGUGUUAAGUGUGACGAAACGGGCCCCCCUUGCACAAAUUGUAUCUCCCGUGAACUCGGCUGCACCUACGUGAAAGCUUCACCGAAGGAUGCGCCCAGUCUGGGUCGACAGGCUACGGCUUUGCCGGCGCCGGUUAGAGAGAAAGGCCCCGUCACCCCACGGUCUCUAGCUCCGGGCAGUCCAGCCUCCACUCCCUCCGCCGUGUCCGGCGUGCGGGAGCUGGAGUUAAUGCAUCGUUUUGCCACGGAUACAUACCGAAGCAUCAGCACCAGCGAGUCAGAGAUGCAGGUGUGGCAGAUUCAUGUCCCGCGCUUGGCUUUGCAGUUUGAAUUCCUCAUGAACGGCAUAUUGGCGCUAGCGGCAUUGCACAUCGCUUCCACCUUGGAACCACCAGCAUCUUUCGUAUACAUGGACACGGCUCUGCACUAUCAUAAUCUCACCUUUGCUCCAUUUCGUGCCUCCAUUGACCACCUGACCGAACAAAACUGUGAAGCGGUGCUAGCACAGUCUAUCAUCACUACAGUUUUGGGCAUUGCCUUGCCGCGGGUUACGGCUGCUCGUGGGGAGAGCUCAAAUAUGACGGAAAAUAUCAUCGUUCUGUUCGAGCUUCUCCAGGGCGUUAAAAACAUCAUCACCAUCGGCCAGCCUUGGAUUAAACUCAAUUUAUAUCCGCACCAGAAGGGAUUCAAGAGUGGCGGCCCAACACUAGACAGUGUGACCGAAACUGCUCUGGAUCGACUGGCCUUGCUGAACGAUGAGACUCUUUCCAGUAUCGAUACAGACCAGUACCGGAUCAAUAAAGAUGUCAUAGCUCAUCUGCACCACUGUUUUACAAUGUACAGCAAUGAUGGAGGGCCAGCAAAUGCUCUCGCCUGGCUAGCUGCCGUCGACAAAGGAUUCGUGGACAACGUGCGGCGUCGCCAGCCGUUGGCUCUUCUGAUUCUCAUGCAUUGGGGCGUGCUGCUGUGGGAGCUGGAUGGCCAGUGGUGGUGGGCCCGCAACUCUGGCCGGGCGCUUGUUUCAGAGCUUUUGCUGAUCCUACAACCGGGAAAUUCUCGCUGGGCAGAUUCAUUGGCCUGGCCUCGGCGGAAGAUAGGUCUUUAA